Messenger RNA from Lepisosteus oculatus (spotted gar), 7124 nucleotides. It is a transcript of the gene sgsm1a, whose product is annotated as small G protein signaling modulator 1a. Gene Ontology annotation, biological process: activation of GTPase activity. NCBI's taxonomy places the organism in Eukaryota, Metazoa, Chordata, Actinopteri, Semionotiformes, Lepisosteidae. Gene Ontology annotation, molecular function: GTPase activator activity. The record is from RefSeq and is a predicted model, not a curated record.
GAGACAGAAACGAGUCUUAACGAUUGUAGCAUCUUGUCUUAAAUUGCGCCUUAGUUAUACAGUGUGCUAAUUGUCGGUCUUAGCUCAGGUUGUGCACGUAUGUGCUAACAACAGUUCGGUAUUGUAGUUCGACUAGUCUGCAAAUACCAAUUUCGUGAUGUUACUAUUUAAUUGCAAAAUACACGCAUUCACCUCAUUAUGCACGUUUUAGCAUAAUGCGUUAGGAGAGGUAUACAAGUGGGUAAUGAGAUGUUUCGUACCUGUCCGUUGUUCCAUUGCGUUUGUUUUAUAUAAAAUUAAUGUUUAUAAAUGUGUUAUAACUUCGGAAUGCCGAUAUACAACUUUAAGGUCUUGUAGUGAGGAUAGCUAAGAAAAAAAAAUACCUGUAUAAUCGGGACGUGUGGUGUAACUGAAAUGCAGUUUAGUCUGAGUCUGCUAUUUAUGAGGAAAAUUCUUCAAAGUGCUUUAAAGCAAUUAAUGCCCCUAUUGCGCCUGCUUGUUCAACUUCAAUUCGUAGGCGAGCACAGGCAAUGAAAACUUCUAUUGAAAUCUCGCGUAUUCCUGUCAACGCAGUGGAAGUUCCUUGGGCUCCCUUAGUACUCCUUUAAAAGGCGGACUGUUCUAGGGAAGGAAGGGAAAAAAAAAACACUUCAGACCACCCUUUCCACAGCUUGCUGCUAUUUGCUCUCCGCUGCUGUAGUGUACAUUGCGUUCUGGGUAAGGAAUGAGAGGAGCGAAUGCGCCUCACUGAGCCGCCGCGACUUCGCACAGGUUCAGCCGAACGGUCGCUCUGGUCUUUCGCAGCUGAGAGGAGACAGCGCUACUGAAUCCAUGGCAACAGCGAUGUCAGAAGCGGAGACGCGUCAGAGACUGGUGCGGACGGUCAAGAAGGAGGUGAAGCAGAUUAUGGAGGAGGCAGUGACCCGAAAGUUUGUACAUGAGGACAGUAGUCACAUCGUGUCCUUCUGUGCUGCGGUGGAGGCGUGUGUCCUGCACGGGCUGAAGCGUCGAGCAGCCGGGUUCCUCCGGAGUAACAAGAUCGCUGCCCUGUUCAUGAAGGUGGGCAAGAGCUUUCCCCUGGCAGAGGAGCUCUGCAGGAAGGCCCAGGAGCUGGAGCAGAUCAUCGAGAACAAAAGGAACCAAGUCCCGCUGAACCACGAGAGUUCCAGGAAGCUGCAGAAGCUGCCCAGUAUUUCUCCGCAGGCCGUCAAGCACCUGUGGAUUCGCACUGCCCUCAUUGAGAAGGUCCUCGACAAGAUUGUGCUCUAUCUUGUGGAGAAUAGCAGUAAGUACUACGAGAAGGAGGCCGUGCUGAUGGAUCCUGUCGAUGGGCCAAUCCUUGCUUCCUUGUUAGUGGGUCCGUGUGCGCUGGAGUACACCAAGAUGAAGACGGCGGAUCACUUCUGGACAGACCCUUCUGCGGACGAGCUGGUCCAGAGGCACCGCAUUCACAGUGCCCACUGCCGGCAGGACUCCCCUACGAAGCGUCCCGCGCUGUGUAUCCAGAAGAGGCACUCCAGUGGGAGCAUGGACGAUCGCCCCUCAAUGUCGGCUCGGGAUUAUGUGGAAUCACUGCACCAGAAUUCCAGAGCUACCCUGCUGUAUGGCAAGAAUAACGUCCUUGUGCAGCCGAGGGAUGAUAUGGAGGCGAUUCCUGGGUACCUGUCUCUUCACCAGACUGCAGACAUCAUGACUCUCAAGUGGACACCCAACCAGCUGAUGAAUGGCUCAGUUGGGGACUUGGAUUACGAGAAAAGCGUCUACUGGGACUAUGCCAUGACGAUCCGUCUGGAAGAGAUUGUCUAUUUGCACUGUCACCAGCAGGUCGACAGCGGUGGAACAGUGGUGUUGGUGAGCCAGGAUGGAAUCCAGAGACCCCCCCUGCGUUUCCCCAGAGGGGGGCACCUCCUGCAGUUCCUGUCCUGUCUGGAGAAUGGGCUACUUCCCCACGGGCAGCUUGACCCCCCACUCUGGUCGCAGAGAGGAAAGGGAAAGGUAUUCCCCAAACUUCGAAAGAGAAGCCCCCAAGGGUCCUCAGAGUCUGUCUCGGACAAAGAGGAAGAUGAAGCUACCGAUUACGUGUUUCGGAUUCUGUUCCCCGGAAGUCAGUCUGAGUUUGUGACCAUUACUUCCUCUUCCUGCCCCCCCUCCGGUGGUGCACCUCUGCCCCUGUCCCGCUCCCUCUCCCUGCGACUGCCCAGACGAACACCUCCGUGGGCCCCCGCGGGCCGGUCCCUGGUCAUCCCCAAACGCUCCUCCAGUUUCCCAGGAACCCCCUUGGGCCGGACCCAGCGUGGCCUUCCACAGGACCUCAUGGAGCAGGCGCCUGCCAUGUGGCACCCUACUGCCAGGAAGUCCUCCUGCUCCUCUUGUUCACAAAGUGCCUCUUCGGACGGCGGGCCCCUGAACGGCUGCAACCAUGAGAGGGCUCCCCUGAAGCUGCUCUGUGACAACAUGAAGUAUCAGAUCAUUUCCCGGGCUUUCUAUGGCUGGCUGGCGUAUUGCCGACAUCUGUCCACUGUGAGAACCCACCUAUCUGCUCUGGUCAACCACACCAUCGUGGACCCGGAUGUCCCACAGGACGCCAGGGGUGGGCUGACUGCUGAGAUCUGGCAGAAAUACCUUCAGGACUGUACAGCCUACGAGGAGCAGGAACUGCUGAGGCUGGUGUAUUUCGGGGGAGUCGAGCCCUCGCUCCGUAAGGAGGUGUGGCCAUUCCUGCUGGGACACUACCAAUUUGGGAUGUCCGAGAAGGAGAGGAAAGAGGUAGAUGACCAGGUGCGCGCCUGCUACGAGCAGACCAUGAGCGAGUGGCUGGGCUGUGAGGCCAUCGUCCGGCAGCGGGAGAAAGAGCAGCAUGCGGUGGCCUUGGCGAAGUGCUCCUCCGGAGCCAGCCUGGACAGCCAGAUCCAGAAGAUGAUGCACAGAGACUCCACCGUCAGCAACGAGUCUUCCCAGAGCUGCAGUUCAGACAGACACAGCCACGCGCAGCUGCAGAGCGACUCCAGCAGCAGCACACAGGUGUUUGAGUCCGUGGAAGAGGUGGAGCAGAUUGAGAUGGAACCAAAGGGAGAGGAGGCCAAACAAGCAACAAAAGUACCCAAUGGGGUCGUACCCAAUGGCACCUGUUCCCCAGAUUCUGGACACCCUUCCUCCCGCAAUUUCUCCAUCACAUCCGGCUUCUCUGACCGCAGCCUGAGCACCGAGGACAGCGCUGGUGCCGAAUCCACAGCCAAAACCUCCGGCCAGCCCCAGCCUCCGCAUCCCGGCUCGGCCAAACCCGCUCAGCAAGUGGUAGACCCCCCCGGCGUGAAAGCCCCAGCCCAGGGCCCUGAGGAGGAGCCCCGGGAGCAGGCUGCAGCCACGGCUGAGGAUCAGGGGCUGGAAGAAGCUCUACCUCCCGUUACCAAAGCAAGGGAGUCAGCCUCAGCUGAGGACAGUAUGGUUGCCAAGGAAACCUCGGAGGAGUUACUGUCGGCUAUUGAGCUGCCCUUGGGGGAUGACUUGGGCACAGGGGGAGUGGUUGGCCCACUGGUGCUGGAGAUGCAGGUGGACGAGGAGGCGGAGAAGCAAAGCCUGGUGGGCAGUGAGGAUGCCCUGUCAGAAGAACCAGAAAUGGAGAGCCUUUUCCCCCAGUUUGACUCUCUGGCCGUUGGUGGAGAAGCCAAACCUGAUGCCACCUCCCCAGUCUCAUCCAUUGGGACUACCUAUUCUCAAGAGCUGCUGGAUAUGUACACAGUGAACCUGCAUCGCAUUGAGAAAGAUGUCCAGCGCUGUGACAGGAACUACUGGUACUUCACUCCCACCAACCUGGAGAAACUGCGCAACAUUAUGUGCAGUUACAUCUGGCAGCACCUAGAAAUCGGGUAUGUACAGGGCAUGUGUGACCUUCUGGCUCCACUUCUAGUGAUACUAGAUGAUGAGGCCAUGGCGUUCAGCUGCUUCACUGAGCUGAUGAAGAGGAUGAACCAGAACUUCCCUCAUGGUGGAGUCAUGGACACGCACUUUGCCAACAUGCGCUCUCUCAUCCAGAUUCUGGACUCUGAGCUGUUUGAGCUGAUGCACCAGAAUGGAGAUUACACACAUUUCUAUUUCUGCUAUCGCUGGUUUUUGUUGGACUUCAAAAGAGAGCUGGUAUACGAUGAUGUGUUCUCAGUCUGGGAGACUAUCUGGGCAGCAAAAUAUGUUUCCUCCAGCCACUUUGUCCUGUUUAUUGCGCUGGCACUGGUGGAACUGUACAGAGACAUCAUCCUAGAGAACAACAUGGAUUUCACCGACAUCAUCAAGUUCUUCAAUGAAAUGGCUGAACACCACAACAGCAAGCAAGUGUUGAAGCUGGCACGUGACCUGGUUUACAAAGUCCAGACUCUGAUAGAGAACAAGUGAGCCAGAGGCAUGACGGUGCCCGUUAACCAGACCAUGAGUUUGCACUCACACUCCUUGGCCACGCCCUCACGGCCUUCCCUCAUCUCCGCUCUGUCAUAGCCAUGUAGGGUCACAGGUCUCACAAACUACUUCCUUAGAGACAACAAUGUUUUUUUACUAUCUUUAUCUUUUAGCCAUUGAACAUGAAGCCAAUGAUGUCAUUUCUUACCUCACAGGUAAUUUCACUAAAGUCAUGCACCUGCAGAUUUAGUCUUUCUGAUAUCCUUGAGUCAUGUGGAAUACAUAUGCUAUUAUAUCGGCCUCUUAAAAAAAUUAGAUGGUAGCCAUGGCUGUUCAUAGCAGAUCUUUGGACUUUAUCACGUGGGAGAUUUGUGUCCUUCUGCAGUGAUGCUGGUCACCUCAGUAUUGCAAAACAGUUCUGCUUUGAUGAAACUAUCCUUGUCUACACUGAACGGCAUUUUCAGAACUACUAAGGAGUGCGUCAAGUUGUUUUUCAUACGAGAAUUCAUAGGGGGAAUGUUUUCAAUUGCAAUAGAUUGAAAAGUCUCAGACACAGCGACACAAAACUAUGAAAUUAUGUUUUGACAGAAGGGUCAUGUGCCAAUUUAAAAUGCUUCAACAUUCCAGUUAAAUGCACACAAGGAAUUCCACCUGAAGGAUAAUGGAGACUAAGUAAGUGGUGUUUUGUCUCAGAGCUUGAUAGGUGUCAUUUAUAUUAAUAUUAUAGGCUUGAGAGAAACUAGACGUUUGAAACAUGUAGGUUAAAAUUAUAUUUUAAUUUAAUACCUUGUUACAUAAAACUUCUUUAUGCCAUUUUCAUUAGGUGUCACUGGUCAGUAUGUGAAAUCCAUUUUAGCUAAUUACGAAAAAAUUCCGGAUGUUAACUGCUUGGGUUUCUGUGAGGUAGUCAUCAGAUCCUUUUUGUUCUUUCUGUAGUAUUUAUAGAUUUGAAAAAAUUGUAAUUAUAAUGAAUGAUGGAGAAGGCAUUACUGCUAAUGGGCAAAGUGCAAUUGCUACAGACAAUGUAGCUUAUCAAUAUUUAUUUCAUUCUAUUUAACAGAUAUUGCAAUGUAGAUUUCUUUAUUUUGGUAUGGUUUGUUUGUAAAAUUACAUUUAAUUUUAUUUAAUUGUAAGGGAACAAAAUUACAACUCCUUUCCUUGUAGAACACGGUCUUUGCUUUCAGAUUUGGUUUUUUAAAUAUAUUUCAGUACAUUCAUCCACAGAUAUACCAUAUGCUUGUAGUACUGCAUCUUCUGAGUUAAAUAUAUAGUUUAUAAAUACAUAAACUUCUGUAUCUUUUAUUUCUUUGCCUUAAAUUUAAACUUUUCUUAUUCAAUAUAUUCAGGAAUAUUUCAGUCACUGUUGGUUCUAUUCUCAUUCUCUCAUCUCUCUAAAAUCCCAUUCUUGUAAGACUGCAUUUCAGAAUCUGAUCACUUUAAGAGUCUACCUUACUUCUAUGAAUAUAGUAAAAUAUAUCUUCUAUGUAAGUCUGUUUGAUGUUAUAGGAUUGUUCCAGGGAUUUGUUAACAAUCGAGCAGAAAAUUGUAGACAUUAAAGAUAUAUUUUUUAUUCAUCCUUAUUAGCAUCAGUGAGGAUUCCAUGUUGUACCUAAAGGUAGGGGACACCCGCAUCUUCCAUGUGAAUUCCAUCUACAUCCCUAAAAUAAUUUCUGUGCCAAAAGCCUUGUGUUAUGUAUUGCGUUUCAUAUUUGUAAAACUCAAUUUUCUGAGAAAAUAUACCCCACUAAAAUAUUCUAGAAUCAUAUCUGUGACUUCUUCUGGCAGGGGAAACACAGUACUCUAAAAAGGAUGUUUCUUUUCUAUGCAUUCACUUGCAUUUUAAAAAGUGGUAUUUUAUGUGUUUCAAAUGUUCUCCAUUCUGUGUCUUUCUACUACAAUUACUGUUUAAGCCAAUGAGUUGGGAGGUGGGGGUGAGGGGGAUCUACUGUGCCAGGAAGGACUAUUGACCUGAUUGCUGGGAAUUGGUCUGGAGACUUCAGAAAUUGUGCAGCACACUUUAUUUCAGCUGCUUUGCGACGGAAAAUAAAUGCUCGAUUCAGUGGCAUCUAUCAUUUUCAGAAUCAGAAAAGACCCCAUCAUUAAAGACUGUAUAAAGCUUGUCGAGUCAGAAUGACUUCUACAGGCAUGCUGGACACACACUCCUGAGAUGAAUAAAGUAUUUUGAAUUGAAUUGAAAACUGAAGAAAAACUCAUCCAUGAAACUGACAUGACACCCCGGUCAGUCUCAGUGUUCGAAGUGCCAGUGUUUGGAAUGACUGAUCUAUUUUUUUGCCCAUCAUAUAUUCUCCAUCAUUCUCAAGAAGUGUCUCUGUAUAUUGCUGUUUGUGAAUUGUACUGUAAUAAGGGGAAAAUAUCUUUUAAAUGUGGCAAACUAUAUAUAUCGUAUGUUUAACCAGUGUCUGUGCAUUAAAGAAAAACAUAUAUAUAUAGAAUCGUAUAUGAUGUACAAGUGAACUAUGGAUUUCUGGUUUAAAAAGGAAACAAAAAGAAAAACAAGGAAAUAUAACAACAGUGCUUUUAUUUUUGAUCUUUCUUCAAUGAAUCACUGUAUACUAAGUAUGUACAAGGUGCCGCUUUCUCAGUAUAUUGUAGUGUCACACUGCAUAUCGUGUUUGAUUCUUUUACAGCUCAUUGGGUUGCCCAACAAUCCUAGAUUUCUGUGUUUAAGGUCAACAGCAGAUGAGGCUAAAGCUGGAUAACGGGGAUUGAGAGUCAAA